Molecule: messenger RNA, 535 nt
Organism: Staurois parvus
Lineage: Eukaryota; Metazoa; Chordata; Amphibia; Anura; Ranidae
Source: the annotation of a GenBank genome assembly
UGGUGGACACGGCUUUGUACGUCAGUGUUAGGAUAUUGAAUUUGAUCCGUUGCGCAAUCGGAAGCCAGUGGAGGCAUUGGCAGAAGGGGGUGGAGGACACUGAAUGGAGGCCAGUGGAGGGAUUGGCAGAGAGGGGUGGAGGACACUGAGUGGAGGCCAGUGGAGGGAUUGGCAGAGAGGGGUGGAGGACACUGAGUGGAGGCCAGUGGAGGGAUUGGCAGAGGGCGGUGGAGGACACUGAAUGGAGGCCAGUGGAGGGAUUGGCAGAGGGGGGUGGCGGACACUGAAUGGAGGCCAGUGGAGGGAUUGGCAGAGAGGGGUGGAGGACACACUGAAUGGAGGCCAGUGGAGGGAUUGGCAGAGGGGGGUGGAGGACACUGAAUGGAGGCCAGUGGAGGGAUUGGCAGAGGGGGGUGGCGGAGAUGGAGCAGUUGGAAUGGAUGGACUGAAGCGGGGAUAGCCUGUGGUGGGGCAGGCCAGUGAGGAGGGAGUUGCAGUAGUCGAGUCGUGAUAUGAUGAGGGAGUGGAUGAGCUG